AUGGUGGACCAGCUCCAAGGAACAUGGAAAUCUAUUUCUUGUGAAAAUUUUGAAAAUUAUAUGAAGGAGCUGGGAAUAAGAAAAGCCAGCAGGAAAUUAGGCUGCCUGGCAAAACCCACUGUGACCAUCAGUGCUGAUGGAGAUAUAAUCACCAUAAAGACUAGAAGCAUCUUUAAAAACACUGAAAUCUCUUUUAAACUGGGAGAAGAAUUUGAAGAAACUACACCUCCUGGCCAUAAAACUAAGAGUACAGUAACCUUAGAUAAUGACACUCUGGUUCAAGUUCAGGACUGGGGUGACAAGAAAAUAACUAUACGGCGAAAGCUGGUAGAUGGGCAGAUGGUAGUGGAAAGCUCGGUGAAUAAUGUCAUCUGCACACGAAUAUAUGAGAGAAUAUAA
Dipodomys ordii (Ord's kangaroo rat) is the source of this 399-nucleotide messenger RNA. It is a transcript of the gene Fabp12, whose product is annotated as fatty acid binding protein 12. Lineage: Eukaryota; Metazoa; Chordata; Mammalia; Rodentia; Heteromyidae. The coding region runs from base 1 to 399 and encodes 132 amino acids. The record is from RefSeq and is a predicted model, not a curated record. The transcript is spliced from 4 exons. Gene Ontology annotation, molecular function: fatty acid binding. Gene Ontology annotation, cellular component: nucleus; cytosol. Gene Ontology annotation, biological process: fatty acid transport.